This is a messenger RNA of Cicer arietinum (chickpea), 938 nucleotides long. Its product is annotated as high mobility group B protein 7. The record is from RefSeq and is a predicted model, not a curated record. Gene Ontology annotation, biological process: polar nucleus fusion. Lineage: Eukaryota; Viridiplantae; Streptophyta; Magnoliopsida; Fabales; Fabaceae. Gene Ontology annotation, cellular component: nucleus. Gene Ontology annotation, molecular function: DNA binding.
UUGGGUUAAUAGCGGGAAAAGUUCUUACCCUUUCUCUUUCAUUUUAUUUUUAUUUUUCUAAAAAAAAAUGAUUUUUUGAGAACUGAACCGAACCACCUUUGGUGACAACAACAUUUGAACCCACACACAUUCAUUAGGUGUUUUUCACUCAUCACAUUGAUCAUAUAGUUAGCAACACUGCAUGCAGUAUAUAACUCUCUAAUGGCAUCAGCACCAAGAGUUAACAAAAGGGUCUUCCCCAUUCGUCGUGCCCCAGAUGGUAGUGCCUUUCACAAAUGUGGAGCUUGUGGUGUGUCCAUUGCUAUUGCAUUGGCUGAUAUGCACUAUUGUGAAUCCAAAAUGGAAGUUAAAAGAUUCAAAGGAACAGUUGGCAUGCUCAGUCUUCCCAAAAAAAAUCAACAAUUAAUCAAGAAUCAACCCGUGUCGCCUUACCGUCUUUUUAUGGAAAGUUUCAUGAAGGGUCAUGGGAUGGAAAGUUAUGUUGAAAUUGAUAGGAUAGGGUUUGAAAAGUGGAAAAAUAUGUCUGAGGAGGAGAAGCAACCAUAUGUUUAUCAUGCCAGAGUUUUGGACUAUGAACACCAAGAAGCUUUGAAAAAAGAGGCUAAUGAGUGCAUAAAGGUAAAGGAUGGAGCUGAUUCAGCAAUGGUUGAAAAGGUUGAGAAGCCCCAAUGGAUCUUUAUAUCAUCAUCUUCAGAGGACUCAAAAGAAUCAUAAUCUUCCUUUUAAGUAUGACUUGUUAUUCAAUGAUGGAAUGAUGGAGCUUGAAAAGAGUACAGUUUUUGGGGACAUUUUUUGGGUGACUUUUGAUUUAAGGUACAUGAUCUUGAUUAAGAUCAGAUCAUAUUUUUUUGGUGGAGUCAACAAUUUUAUUUUAUUUUUGUAUAUUUUGACAAUGUAAACUUUGGUUUAUGUAAUGAAUACAAAUCUUUGAUGGAAAA